Messenger RNA from Rhagoletis zephyria (snowberry fruit fly), 861 nucleotides. RefSeq names its product carotenoid isomerooxygenase-like. NCBI's taxonomy places the organism in Eukaryota, Metazoa, Arthropoda, Insecta, Diptera, Tephritidae. Gene Ontology annotation, biological process: retinal metabolic process; carotene catabolic process. The record is from RefSeq and is a predicted model, not a curated record. Gene Ontology annotation, molecular function: beta-carotene 15,15'-dioxygenase activity; carotenoid dioxygenase activity.
UCGUUGACGGAAUUCGUCAAAGCCACUGUAUCCAAUGAGCAACUCGCCUCGUGUCUCAAAUGGUUCGAGGAUAAGCCAACGCUGUUCCAUUUAAUGGAUCGCAAAACUGGUAAAGUACGCUACACUUUUCAAUCGGAAGCUUUCUUCUAUCUACACAUUAUCAAUCAGUAUGAGGAAGACAACCACGUAGUGAUCGACAUAUGCUGCUAUAAGGAUCCGGAAAUGAUCAAUUGCAUGUACUUAGAGUCCAUUGUGAAUAUGCAAUCGAAUCCGAACUAUGCGUCACAUUUUCGUGGACGCCCAUUGCGGUUUGUGCUGCCCUUGGGCGCUGAGAAUGCCGAUGUGACGGUGUUCAAAGAGCGGCCAACCAAUCAGCGGCGUGUGGCGAAAUCUUUCUCGCUUUCGGGCAUAAGUACGCGCCUGCAGCCGCCACCGAAGAUGAAGCACUCCGAGUCGAAUUACGAGGAUGUAACAAAAAUGGCUCUGAAAAAACUGGAGGAAGAGGAGAUGCUAGAGUACAGCGUUGGUGCUGACGAAAGAGAGCAGGCGAAAGAGAGAGUCGACGGUGAAACAAUGAUCAAUUUAGUCACAUUAGAGUAUAGCACGGCAGAGGCGUAUCAGCUGAGUAAUCGAAGCAUACUUGUGCGACCAGAGUUGCUUUGCGAUUGGGGUUGCGAGACACCGCGUUUCCACUACGACAAGUUUUUGGGUAAAAAAUACCGCUACUUUUAUGCAAUUAGUUCAGAUGUGGAUGCUGAAAAUCCAGGAACUCUCGUCAAAGUCGAUGUGGAAACGAAAACCAUAGAAAAGUGGUGUGAACCGAAUUGUUACCCCAGCGAGCCGGUAUUUGUGGCCGCGCCA